Copidosoma floridanum is the source of this 1421-nucleotide messenger RNA. RefSeq names its product BTB/POZ domain-containing protein inc (gene inc). Gene Ontology annotation, cellular component: Cul3-RING ubiquitin ligase complex; cytoplasm. Lineage: Eukaryota; Metazoa; Arthropoda; Insecta; Hymenoptera; Encyrtidae. Gene Ontology annotation, molecular function: cullin family protein binding. The record is from RefSeq and is a predicted model, not a curated record. Gene Ontology annotation, biological process: protein homooligomerization; proteasome-mediated ubiquitin-dependent protein catabolic process.
ACAGGGAAGUCGAACCACAUCAGACGGAGGCUGUGUAGUGGGGCGAAAGUUGUUGUUGUGUAGUUUUGUUAAACAGGAUACUUUUUUUAAACUACACGAGGGAGAGAUAAGGUCAGAGUGAAGGUACGAGGACUCGAGGAGAGUGCUGCGGUGUUUAAGAGCGUUUAAUACGAACCAUAAAUGCUGGAGUUCUAGUGGGACUCACGGCUUCGUGCUGUACUGCCUCUGUUGCGUUUUUUAAGCCAACAGCGCGAGUGUGUGAUUACUAUUUUAUUCGGAUAUAAUUAGUUUUGCGUGUGCAAAUAUGGCCGAGUUUGGGGACACGAAUUCGCAUUCCGUCGGACAGAAAAACAAUCACUUGCCCCAACGACACAACAAGCAGUGGGUGAGGCUAAACGUCGGCGGCACGUAUUUCCUCACAGCCAAGACUACCCUCAUGCAAGAUCCCAACUCGUUUCUCUAUCGACUCUGCCAGGAGGACUCUGACCUCAUAUCAGACAGGGACGAAACCGGGGCAUAUCUCAUAGACAGAGAUCCAACGUACUUUAGUCCGAUUCUCAAUUACCUGCGGCAUGGCAAACUCGUUAUAAACAAAGAUCUUGAGGAGGAGGGUGUGCUCGAAGAGGCCGAGUUUUACAAUAUCAUCGAGCUCAUCAGACUGAUCAAGGAGAGGAUCAUACUCAGAGACGCGAGACCCGUGCGUGACUCCAAAAAACACGUCUACAGGGUCAUACAGUGUCACGAGGAUGAACUCACGCAAAUGGUGUCUACGAUGUCGGAUGGAUGGAAAUUCGAACAGCUAAUCAAUAUUGGCUCUCAAUACAAUUACGGCAACGACGAUCAUGCUGAAUUUUUGUGCGUUGUCAGUCGAGAAUAUGGAUCUACGCAACUACCUAAAGAACAGGAGUCGACAGAACGCGUCAAGGUACAUCAACCUUCCUCAAAUCUCGCGCAUUCACAACCCAGCCAGAAUCAUUCUACUUCUCGCGAUUAGCUAUACUUACUUAUCAGAUUUAUAUAUUUUUUCUUACCAACUUAUAGAUUUUUUUAGUAUUUCUUGAUGUAAUUUACAAUGUACCGAAUUAUCAUUAUUAUUAUUUAGAGUAGUAUUAUUAUUAUUAUUAUUAUUAUCAUCAUCAUCAUCAUCAUUAUUAUUGGUACCUAUAGUAGUUAAAAUUAUAAAAGGGUGCCUAUGAUUUAUACUAUUUUUGGGACUGACUACUGCUUUGUCUACUCCAUUGCUUAUACAAUUUCAAAAAACGUUCCAGUGCUUAAAUUUACGUUUUAUGCUGUAUAACGUGUGGCCAGUCUUAAACUGAGAUUUAUAGCAGUAUUUUUUCUAUUAACCUUUAUUAUUUGGUGAUUUCAUUGAUAUUUUAUUGAAGUACUAAUGUGUGUGACUAAUAAAUUAUGCUGAGAUU